Molecule: messenger RNA, 747 nt
Organism: Fusarium mangiferae
Lineage: Eukaryota; Fungi; Ascomycota; Sordariomycetes; Hypocreales; Nectriaceae
Exons: 21
Coding region: 1-747 (248 amino acids)
Source: RefSeq, a predicted model, not a curated record
AUGGUCCGUGCGAACGCGUUGAUUUCACGAAAUACUGUGAAGCUCUUCUCUGCUCUUCUUUCCUCCUCCUACAACAUCGCCGCCACCGUCUUCCGCCGCCGAACAACCACCAACAUGGCCGGCAGAAAGAACUCCAACAACUCCGGAAAGAAGGCUGCUAAGCCCAAGACAACCCCCGUCGCGGGGAAAAAGCGCAAGGCAGACGACCAGACCACCGACGCCCCGGCCCCGGCCCCUGUGGCCAAACGUCCCCUCCCCUUCGCCGAUGGCCCUUCGGCUGAGGCCCCCUCUGCGUCCCCCCGGGCCUUUUGGCCUGGGCUCCCUGAGCCCAAGCGCUUUCCCGAACGCAAAAACUACGACACCAAUGUCGCCCACAUGGAAGCCAAGGUCGCGUACAAGCGAGCUCGGCUCGAUUUCAACACGGAUGACCUCAAGUGGUGCCACCGUGAGCGGGCGCGCCUUUCGGAGCGCAUCGAGUUAGUCACCAAGUUGUGCCGAGACGACGCCGAUUCUAUCAACACCAUGAGCAACGAACUUGCGACACUCAAGGAACAAGGUGCCGAGGAGGCUUUCGGUGUCUCCUCCGAGAAUUUCCUUCAGGAGAGCCUCAACAAGAAGCGUGAGGAGAGCGCUGCCGCUAAGGGCGGUGCUGAGGCCGAGGGCGUCACGCCCACCUCCGAAUACGAAUUGACCCGGUGCUCUUCUCUUGAAUCCAUGCUCACAUGUCUCAAGCGAGGCAAGCACUAG